AGGGGGACCUUAAAUUCCUUUUAAAACUCCUACUAAUCACACUGCUGCGCCAGCCAAAGGAAGCUCGACUUUAGAGGAAGCUCCAAACAUUUCAAGGCUGGAGCGUGUGCGGGACUUGACGUGACGCUAUAGUGGGACUGGCUUUUUCUCCACUCUGCCUGCAUUCAUAAACGGAUAUGAUAAACCAGCUCUGAAUGCACCGGAGCAGCGACAAAAGUCAGCUCUGACCAUGGCGGAAGACGACGACGCUAAGAUACGGAUUUUACAGAGCCUGCGGGGUAAAAUAUGUGAAGCUAAAAACCUGGGUUCUGUCUCGGGUCCAAAUCGACAAAGGGAUCUCUGUACUUUUUGCACCAUAAGUCUGGAUCAAGAGGAGGUGUUCCGCACUAAGGUGUUUGACAAGAGCGUCUGCCCUUUCUACGGAGAGGACUUCUACUUUGAGAUCCCACGCCCAUUUCAGUGUUUAUCCUUCUAUGUUUAUGCCAAGAGUGUUUUCCAAAGGGACCUACCUGUUGGCAAGGUGUCCAUCCGGAAGGAUGACCUAUGUAAAUACAGUGGGAAGGAGAACUGGUUUAGCCUUCAAACAGUAGAUCCUAAUUCAGAAGUCCAGGGCAAGGUUCACCUGGAGAUGCGAUUGAGUGAAGUGAUCACAGAGAACGGAUCAACAGGCCAACACAUAUCAGUCCGGAUAAUUGAGUGCAAGGAACUGCCUUUGAUCAGUGGGCAGAACUGUGACCCCUAUGCUACCGUGUCACUUGUCGGACCUGCCAGGUCUGAUCAGAAGAAAACAAAGGUAAAGAAGAAAACCAGCAACCCUCAUUUUGAAGAGACCUUCUUCUUUGAGGUCACACGGUCCUACUCCAGGAGGACUCAAUUCAACGUGGAGGAGGAGGACAUCGAAAAACUUGAGAUCAAAGUUGAUUUGUGGAACAAUGAGAAUCUGGCUCAGGAUGUUUUUCUGGGGGAAACACGGGUUCCUGUCAAGAUCCUACAAAGCGACCACAUUCACAAAGCCUGGUAUCUCCUUCAGCCAAAAGGGAACGGCAACAAAUCCAAGUCUGAUGAUUUAGGAUCCUUGCGUUUGAAGCUGACCUACAUAGAAGACACAGUGCUGCCAUCUGCCUGCUACACGCCACUCUGCACCCUGCUGCUCAAAUCCCCAGAUGUGAAGCCCAUCUCAGCAUCAGCAGCACACAUCCUGGGGGACAUUUGCAGAGAGCGAUACGAGGUCGUUCUGCCGAUGGUCCGACUGCUGCUCCACAACAAUCGCUUCGUGCCUUUUGUCUCUGCUGUGGCAGCACUGGAGCUGGACAACACUCAGGAGGCUAACACUAUAUUCCGUGGCAACUCGCUGGCAACGCGCUGCAUCGAUGACAUGAUGAAGAUUGUGGGAAAGAAUUACCUAUCUGUCACCUUGAAGCCUGUAAUAGAUGAGAUUUGUGAAUCCAACAAAACCUGUGAGAUAGACCCUAUUAAACUAAAGGAAGGUGACAAUGUAGAGGUCAACAAGGAAAACCUGCAGGGUUACGUCCAGAAAGUCUUCUCCUCCAUCACCCAGUCAAGUUCUAACUGCCCACCACUAAUGUGUGACGUCUUCAGGUCUCUGAGGCAUUUGGCCUGCAAACGCUUUCCAGGCGACCCACAUGUUCAGUACUCAGCCGUCAGCAGCUUUGUGUUUCUGCGCUUUUUUGCUGUCGCUGUUCUCUCUCCUCACUCUUUUCAACUGCGUUCCCAUCAUCCUGAUCCCGAGAUUUCCCGGACGCUCACACUCAUCUCAAAAACCAUUCAGACUCUCGGCAGCUGGGGUAGCUUGUCAAAAAAGCUGUCCAGUUUUAAAGAAACCUAUAUGUAUGACUUCUUCAAAUCAUUCCAGGAAGAGAAGUGUAUCGAAAAAGUUAAAAAGUUUCUGGAUGAAAUCUCCUCCAACGUCAGUAAGGAGUCCAGUGGGCUGGAAGACGCUGUCGUUCUCAAGGAGGGGGAAGUACAGAAACGUGCUCAGGGGAGAAAACCCCCUGGAAUGAAAACGUUUAAGAAGAGGUGGCUCAGACUGACCAACAGGGAGCUCUCCUACCACAAACAUAAAGGGAAAGAUGCCGACCGCACCAUUAAUGUCAAAAAUAUCCGGGCGGUGGAGAAAGUGGAUGAAAGUGCCUUUAACCGCAAAAAUAUGUUUCAGGUGGUCCACUCUGAGAAGCCUCUUUACGUCCAGGCUGGAAACUGUGUGGAAGCCAGCGAGUGGCUGGAGGUCCUGAGCCAGGUCAGUCGUUGCAACGAGGGACGCCUGGCCACUUUCCACCCGUCAAACUACACCAGCGGGGCCUGGCAGUGCUGCCAAAGCCUGAGUAGCAACGCUCCAGGCUGCAAGCCCUGCACAACCACCAUGCUGGCCAACCUGCAGCUGGAUAUAGACUGUGACCGAGAAGCAGAGAGAAUUUUCUCACUCCUCUCAGCAAACGACACAAAGCUUCAGAGCAUGGAGGCUGUCCUUUGUGGGAUCAGCCAUCAAAGCAAUCAACAUGCCUGUGCCAGUUUGGCAGUGUAUCAGGGCCCCCAGCGAGAGCCGGAGGAAUACUCAAAGUUCACCAUUCAGGAACCCAAAGAGACCUUUCACACACUGAAACAGCUCCGAAACAUCAUGGAGGAGCUGCAGCGGCAGCACAAUAGCAGGAAUGACGUACGGCAGUACGGCAGCCUUGACAACCCCAUAGUGGGAAAAACCUCUUAACCUGGCUGGGGCGAUCUGGUCCAAAAGCAGCCACGCCUGCAUCACAACAAAGCGCCUACGUUGUCCAUUAGAAGCCCCAGGAGCUGUGCCAGUGAGAAAAGGUGCGACCAGGUGAAUGAUACGCCACCUGACCUCCACAUGUCAUGAGUCCACUACAGCAGUGACAGCCCGAGAAGGGGAGCCAGAACAAGCUUGUGAGCUUGACCAGGAUCGCACCUUCAUCCUCGAAAGGAAUGAACCCUUAGGUGUUUUUUCUUUUUUUCUUUUUUUUUUGAAGUAUGUUGCCUCAUCUCCUCCCCGUCCUCUGCAGUGAAGGUCACAGAUUCUAUCCGUGUCUUAACUUAUGUCCCCCUUUUUACGUACAGCUGUGUGAAAUGGGCAUCAUUAGAUGGUGUGUGAAUAGGCUGCUAAUUUUUUCUUUUAUUCACAGAGUUUUAUACGAACAGCUGUAAUGAUGCUCUCCUCUCAUCUGUGAACAUCUGUCUUUACAGUUGAUUCCUAAUCACCAAUCUGGAGGCCCCUCCCCCCCGUAAACUUCAGUCUUUUCUCCUCCUCCUGAACAAAUGUAAAUGUAUAUUUUCAAAGAACAUUUAAACCGGUCUGCCUUACUUUGACGGAUGUUUCUUUCACAUCAAAUGCUGAGGGAAUAAUGCAAAAGCACUUUAAAUAUUUGGAGCACUCCAAAUAGAAAAUGAUUGGAUACUUGGUAUCAGCUUUCCCCAUUUUGAUCAGUUACAUGAUCCUUUGUUUCAUUCCUGUACAAUAACAUUUAUAGCCUGUAGAUUUUAAGAUAUUUUUCUUGACCAAAGACGAUUUCAUAGGUUUGAACAUGAACUUGAAGAAAUUAAUGUAUUUUGAAUACAAAUGGUUUAAAAAUGGAGAUAAAUAAGAUGAAUAUAUAUAAAUAUAUAUAUGUUUGGUUUAUGUGUACGUUUUUGCUAACAUAUCCUUUACUUUUUAGUGACUUAAGGCAAGCAGUUUGCAUGCGUUCAGUUUUGAAUCCUGAUAGCACGACUGUAGUGAAGAGUUGUAUUUCCCUGUGAUUGUGAAUCGUAUCGGUACGGUGUGCGUCAGAUCUGUGCUGUCGUGUUGAGAGCCUUGAAACCUUACUAACAGUGGCUUAUGUAAGAAAUGAUGUUCAACCUGCAGAGAGGAACCAAUUGGAAUAACAAAAUCGCCCCUGUCUUUCACGCUUUAGUCCAGACAAUCUCCGCCAGUGCGCACGUUAUGUCCUCCUUCUUUACUAUCGCGGCUCCAGCUGUUUUGUUUCAUCGUCUUUAGGGAAUUUUCUUGAAAUGUGGCACAGCUGUUUGCCACAGCACUCUGCUGCAAUGACCAGUAGAGAAACGUCUGUGUAGUAAAGGGAAAAAUAUGAUGUUAUUACAAACUGUCAGACUCUUAAAGUUACUCAUAUUCUAGCAUGCAUGUCCUGCAGGAGUAGGGUUGCAUCAGAUGAACAAAGCAAUAGCAAAUAAUCAAGAUUGAUUGCGUAAAAUAGAGAUUAUCAAAUUUACUUUGUGGGUCUUACUCCAUUUUAAUUGAAUUCAGUUUGUUUGUAACUGACACAAACCAGCUCCUCAAUUUUAUUUUUUAAGUGGUAACCAGCAAAAUUUCCCCCCAGUUAGGCUGAUUUUGAUUAUCAGUCGGAGGAUUGUUUUGUUUUUUUGGGGGGGGGGAUUUUUGUUCAUUUUUUCCCUCUGAAAGAACCAGUGAACAAUCACUUUGAUUCAGUCUUGAUUUUUGAGUUCUUUUUUUGUUCCUUCCUGUGGUUUUGAGUCUGCUUCCCAUUUGAACGAUGAAGUGUUGAAUAGAGACAAAAUUAAAGUGGACCUGUUAUGCUUCUAAAUUCUCUCAUAUACUUACAGGUUUAAUUGUGGGUGCUCAUAUAAACAAGUGUAUGCAGAGUUAAAAGUUCACACUGCUCUACAUUCACUGUUUCAGAGGUUGUUUUGUUGUGUUUUUUCUACUCAUGGAUGGUGAUGAUGUCAGAGAGUGGAUAUCCCCUUAUAUGGUCAUCUCAGCUCCAUAUAGGGGGAUAUCUAGGGCAUCCAAUCAGAAGGAAGGAUUUCACAAAGCCUUAAAGAGACAAACGCUCAAACAGGUUAUUUUAGGUAGACGAUCAAAUGAGAAGAAAUACAAACAUGGAGCAGUGAAAGAGCAUAACGGGUCUCCUUUGAACAUCUAAAGUUUAAACAUUGAAUGCUGAUAUUACAGGGUUAACUGUGUCUUUUCUUUUAUUUGUCUGUGAUUGUUUUCAUGAGUUGUGUCUUUGGUCCAUUAUCUAUUUCUAACUUGCAUGUCUUGUACAUUUAACAAUAUAUUUUUCUAGGAAAAUGUUUUGUACCUUUUUUUUUUCUCUCUUUUAAACACUGAUUUUAAUGUAUUACUCAGCUGGUACUUUUGUUCUCAGUCUGUCGACUUCGUCAAGGCUGGAUGCUUUCUGCUUUUGUGUUUUUUUUGUUGUUGUUUUGUGUGUGUUUUCUAUGCCCGUGCGCACUCCUUAUUGGCUCCUCGUGGCCAUAACUCCCUCAAAACUCCCUCUCGUUGAAGCUGAUUAACACAGUGUUACUGCGGUGAAUGUCGCGUGUUCACGUGCACGUCAGUAGUGAACAACGUGCCUGAUCGGAGCCAAAAUAAAACUGUAAAGUGAUUUCACGCCGAUUCGGUUAAUGGACUUUGCUUAUGAUUUGAGUGACGCUGAAUAAAAACAAAUCUCUGAUGUCAAACUUCGACAUCUGAAUCGGAAAGCUAGCGUAGAAUCAAUUGUUGUUGUAUCGCAUAAGCUUGCAUGCUAACUCCAUUGCUAGUUUUAAUAAGGCCAGUAAACUAGAGGGUGGUGUAUGUGUGCUUAUUUUCAUAAAACGUGAACGGGGUGGGGUUGUUUUAAUCUGUCUGAUUUUAAUAGGGGAAGUUUCUUCAUUUGUUUGUUGUUAUAAACGAUCUCUAUGUGGAAACAUGUGACUUUCCUGUUGGACUACAGCCAGCUUCAUUUCAUAAGAUUACCAAACAGGAAGGGAAAUGUCCAUAUGUGCUUUGAUCUAUCAGGUGAACACAGGGGAAAUUAAGGUAUUAGCCAACAUGCAGAUCUGAUAUGGCUCUUAAGAAGGACCAAAAUCUGAUAUCACUGCAGUUUGUUUUUGCAGGUGUAUCUGAAACAAUCUUUUCUUUUUUUUUUUUUUUUUUUUUCUCCUGCCAAUCAGAUUGUUCUGUGUCAAAGCAAAGUGUGAGUGCAGAUGACCGUCUGAAGGCUUUGUAGAAUUUUUUUUCUUUCUUUUUUUUUUUAAAGCUAAAGUCUCUUCUUGUCCAGUAAACGGUGAGCAGUUCGAUGUUAUCGUCACAUCUCCAGCUCGUUUCUUCUGAAUGUCUGUUAUUUUUAUACACAUUAAACAUUUUAUUUUUCCAUAAAUGGUCUAUUCUGUGUCUCUUCAUAAUAAAAACAC
This is a messenger RNA of Maylandia zebra (zebra mbuna), 6165 nucleotides long. RefSeq names its product RAS p21 protein activator 2 (gene rasa2). NCBI's taxonomy places the organism in Eukaryota, Metazoa, Chordata, Actinopteri, Cichliformes, Cichlidae. The record is from RefSeq and is a predicted model, not a curated record. Gene Ontology annotation, biological process: intracellular signal transduction; regulation of GTPase activity.